This is a messenger RNA of Populus trichocarpa (black cottonwood), 1063 nucleotides long. Its product is annotated as NDR1/HIN1-like protein 1. Gene Ontology annotation, biological process: defense response to other organism. Bases 163 to 795 code for a protein of 210 amino acids. NCBI's taxonomy places the organism in Eukaryota, Viridiplantae, Streptophyta, Magnoliopsida, Malpighiales, Salicaceae. The record is from RefSeq and is a predicted model, not a curated record. The transcript has a single exon.
GUUUAUCGCACGGCACCGUCAAUUCAACUCCCGCAUAAAGCAUAGAACCCCAAAAUCCUCUCUCACUCACUCAAACUCUUAAAACUCCACACUUCCCUCAGAAAAUCUUCCUCACAAAGCUACUCUCUUUCUCUCCACUUCUCCACCACCAACUCCUCCAAUAUGACAUCCAAGAAAGACUGCGGCCACCACGGCCAAAAACGCCGAAGACUCGUCCGCCUGUUAUUCGCCGGAAUCCUAACCUUCCUCCUCAUUGCCCUCAUCAUAAUCCUCAUAGUUUGGGCCAUCCUCCGUCCUUCAAAACCAAAAUUCAUCCUCCAAGAUGCUACAGUUUACGCCUUUAACGUUUCAUAUCCAAACUUCAUCACUUCCAACUUCCAAGUCACCGUAUCCUCUCGCAACCCGGAUGAUAGAGUCGGAAUCUACUAUGAUAGACUCGAUAUAUAUGCCACAUACCGUAACCAACAAAUAACUCUACGAACUUCCAUACCUACUUCUUACCAAGGACACAAAGAGAUUAAUGUUUGGUCCCCUUUUAUUUACGGCAACUCCGUGCCGGUAUCUCCGUACAAUUCAGCUGCAUUAAGUCAAGACCAAGGUGCAGGAGUUGUGAUGCUGAUGAUCAAGAUUGAUGGUCGUGUUCGAUUCAAAGUCGGAACCUUUAUUUCUGCGAAAUACAAUUUGCAUGUUAGGUGUCCUGCUUAUAUUCAGUUUGGUAGCAGAACUAAUGGAAUUAUGGUCGGUGACAACGUCGUUAAGUAUCAGCUGGCAACGAGUUGCCAUGUAAGCCUCUGAAGAUGAGGGAGAUUAUAUAUAUAUAUAUAUAUAAGUAUCAGCUGGUAAGGAGUUGCCAUAUAUAUAUAUAGAAGAAGAUGGUCACAUGUUAUACCGCCUUUAAGUAAUUAUUUCUUCUUUUUAGUCUUCAAUGUUUUUAGUUUAAUUUGAUGUGUUACUUCUUCUGCAAUUGAUGAUGGGCUAUCUCUGUUUCUUAGAUUAUAUGUGUAUACACGUGAGAUCGAUAUGAAAUCAAGACUUUGAAAUUGAAAGUGAACAUUUUGCUGAA